AUGAAAGGUCUAAUUGUGGCGCUGACCUUAGGGCUGCUUAUGAGCAACAUCCUUCUACUCCAGGGCCUUCCGAUAGAAAGCCUUGUCGUUCACAUGAGAAGAUGCAAAUGUGCCAAGCAAACCUCGGCUGCCGUCAACCUUUCGCACUUUAAGUCCGUUCAAGUGUUUCCUCAGAGUGUAUACUGCCGAAGGAAGGAAGUCAUAUUAAUCACAAAAAAGGACCGGAAGAUCUGUGUCAAUCCCAACGCUGCCUGGGUUCAGGACUUACUGAAGAUCUUGACACAGAGACAAUCGUAGUAAAGUGACCAGGACAGGAAGCCACAGAUGAAGC
Messenger RNA from Gekko japonicus, 331 nucleotides. RefSeq names its product C-X-C motif chemokine 13-like. The coding region runs from base 1 to 297 and encodes 98 amino acids. The record is from RefSeq and is a predicted model, not a curated record. Gene Ontology annotation, biological process: chemokine-mediated signaling pathway; neutrophil chemotaxis; antimicrobial humoral immune response mediated by antimicrobial peptide. Gene Ontology annotation, molecular function: chemokine activity; CXCR chemokine receptor binding. NCBI's taxonomy places the organism in Eukaryota, Metazoa, Chordata, Lepidosauria, Squamata, Gekkonidae. The transcript is spliced from 4 exons. Gene Ontology annotation, cellular component: extracellular region.